This is a messenger RNA of Wasmannia auropunctata (little fire ant), 1995 nucleotides long. RefSeq names its product polyprenol reductase-like. Gene Ontology annotation, cellular component: endoplasmic reticulum. Lineage: Eukaryota; Metazoa; Arthropoda; Insecta; Hymenoptera; Formicidae. Gene Ontology annotation, molecular function: 3-oxo-5-alpha-steroid 4-dehydrogenase activity. The record is from RefSeq and is a predicted model, not a curated record. The transcript has 6 exons. Bases 943 to 1851 code for a protein of 302 amino acids. Gene Ontology annotation, biological process: dolichol-linked oligosaccharide biosynthetic process; polyprenol catabolic process.
UAUUUUUUAAUUAUGUCGCGCGGGAAUAAUUAAUUUAAAUUUUGAUAUUCUUUACUCAUAAACUUUUCAAAAAGCAUUUGCCAUUUUUUGCUCCUAUCAGUAGUUUUUGAAAUAUAAAUGAAAGAUUUAAAAGUAGCCAGUACAGAUUACGAUUAAAUGAUCGCGCGUUAACUAACAUUAUAAUAACAACAUAAAAUUUCGAUAAAUUAUAAUCUUAUCUUAUUCGUUAUAUAUGUUUAUUAAAUAGUAGCAUAUAAAUUUUUUUACACGCACAUUAUACGCACUUUUGUCUAAUCAUUAGACUAUUCUAAUCUACUCAGACAGCACAAAAUCAGGACAUAAGGCUUAUAUUACAUUUGUCCAUUUUUUAUGUUUUUCGCAAAUAUAUCUUUAAGAUAUUUUUAAAAUAUCUUAUGUUCCGAUUUUGGACUUUGUGUUGUUUGUGCAGAGCAUUCUAUGAAUAUCCGAACGCAACCUUCAUUUGUGAGAUACAAAGAUAACUGUCCAAUUACAGAGUAAAACACAGUUACAUGCUCGCCUGUCCAUGAGUCGUGCAUCGAUAGUGUUUGUUAAUGGUCGCGCACUUCACGUAUUCAUAGACAUUAGGUAAACUGGCAGUAAAUAUCGAAACGCAGUCUUAGGAUAGUCAACGUUUAAAAACUACAGGAAACAGUUACUUUCAUUCUAAUGCAUUUUUUUGUUAUACAAUAUUAUAUUGUUAAACAAUAUAAUUAUCACCGAAUAUUUUCGUUCAUUAUUGACCUGAAUGCAAAGUAGAACACUGAGCGUAACUAUAAAGUGUAUGAAGAACUUUCUAGAGAGAAACUGUACCGUAGAGAUUGUCUUUCUAAACAGAAUUCACUUGACUUUUGACAAGAAUAGACUUCUUAUACGCACAGUCACUUGCAAUCUGUUAUCGUUGAAGUUAUAUACCAAUUAGAAAUGGAUACAAAUAUUAUGCGCAAUCUUUUCAUCUUAAACUCAGCGGGUAUCAUAUUAAUUGGAUUAUCGAUCAAUUUCCUGGAACCUUAUUUACCUGCAUUGAUAAAACGCGGUAUACUCUACGGCAAAUUUAGUAUAAAGGCUCCUCACGCAAUAGCAUCAAAACUCGAAGUGCCCAAAAGAUGGUUUAGACAUUUUUAUAUUUUGUGUGCACCACUGAUGACUAUUACUCUUUGCUUAGUUUUGUAUAAAAAUCUCUAUAAUGGGAGUAUACCUGAAAUUGUGUUUACAUUGUUGGACGCAUUAUUAGGAACAUCAAGAAAACCAUUAAUAUCAGCAGAAGAUGCAAUUCUGGCUAUUGUCAUAUAUAAUAUACAUUGUUGGAAAAGAUUCUAUGAAACAUGUUAUAUUAACGUAUUUAGUAAUCAGAAAAUACAUAUAUUUGUUUAUUUAGUCGGACAUAUACAUUACAUGGGAUUAAUUUUAUGUAUACUAGGCGAAUCCGCAGGAUUUGUUAAAGGCUCGCAUGCGAAUGUGUCCCUGCACAAAAUCACAACUGUAAAACUAGUUUGUGCAUUUAUAUGUUUAUGGUCGUCAUACAUGCAAUUAAAAACUAAUUUUAUUCUUGCAAAACUACGUAAAAAUACGCAUGGUGACGUUGUAUCCCUUGAAUAUAAAAUACCAUCUGGUGGACUAUUUAAGUAUAUAGCAGGUCCAUUGCAAUUAUGCGAGAUACUCAUAUAUUUAAUGCUGUCUAUGAUUCUUUGGCAAGCUUCUACAUAUCAUUUUGUUACUCUUUGGGUUAUAUCGAAUCAAGUGGAAUGUGCAGUUUUGUGUCAUCGGUGGUAUCGUAAAACAUUCAAAAAUUAUCCAAAAGAGAGAAAGAUUUUAAUUCCUUAUAUAUGGUAAAACUCAUUUUUAAAGAAAUUUAUAUAUUAAUUAUUGAAAACAGUAUUAUUCAAUAAUUGAGGGACUUACAUUAGUCCGCUGCAACAGUGAACUAAAUCACAUUUUGUAAAAAACGGAGUAAAUAAACUCUAAAAUUAAAAUAUU